AUGGCUGAUUUUUCUCUCACUCAGGAGGAUCUGCAAUUGUUGAUUGCUGCCAACGCCCACUUGGGCUCCAAGAACACUAACGUUCACAACACCUCAUACAUUUUCAAGACCAGACCAGAUGGUGUUAACAUUAUCAACGUUAACAAGACCUGGGAGAAGAUUGUCUUGGCUGCAAGAAUCAUUGCUGCUAUUCCAAACCCAGCUGACGUUGUUGCCGUUUCUUCGAGAAUCUACGGUCAGAGAGCUGUCUUGAAGUUUGCUUCUCACACCGGUGCUACUGCCAUUGCUGGUAGAUUCACUCCAGGUUCGUUCACCAACUACAUCACCAGAUCUUUCAAAGAGCCAAGAUUAAUCAUCGUGACAGACCCAAGAACCGAUGCUCAAGCUAUCAAAGAAUCUUCUUACGUCAACAUCCCAGUGAUCGCUUUGGUCGACUGCGACUCUCCAGCUGAGUACAUCGAUGUUGCUAUUCCAUGUAACAACAAGGGAAAGCACUCCACUGGUUUGAUCUGGUGGUUGCUCGCUAGAGAAGUCUUGAGACUCAGAGGUACCCUUUUGAACAGAGAAGAGCCAUGGGCUGUUAUGCCAGAUCUGUACUUCUACAGAGACCCUGAAGAGCCAACACAGGAGGCCAAGAACGAGGAGGGUGCCGACCUUGACGAGGCUGCUGCUGAAACCGGAGAGGCUGAGUGGACUGCUGAGCCAACUAACGCUGACUGGGCUCAGUCUUCCUCUGCUGCUGAUUGGGCUGCUGAGGGUGCUGAGCAGACCGAGAACACUGAGUCGUGGUGA
Molecule: messenger RNA, 792 nt
Organism: Ogataea philodendri
Lineage: Eukaryota; Fungi; Ascomycota; Pichiomycetes; Pichiales; Pichiaceae
Exons: 1
Coding region: 1-792 (263 amino acids)
Biological process (GO): cytoplasmic translation; ribosomal small subunit assembly
Cellular component (GO): ribosome; 90S preribosome; cytosolic small ribosomal subunit
Molecular function (GO): structural constituent of ribosome
Source: RefSeq, a predicted model, not a curated record